UAGUGUUCAUUAGUUUUGAUUUAUAAAAAUUGAUACUAUCUAUUUAAACUUUUAUAUUGUUAAAUAUGAAUUUUCUAAACUGUUUUGUAUUAAUAGUUAUUUUAAUUCAAUCACUACUGUCAAAUUUUGUAUUAACCAUAUUAGACCGAUGUCAAAAAAUUCAACAACUUAAUGAAUUACUUGUGAAUGUGGACAUAUGGAAAAAAUUCGAAAAUAUAAAAGUUAGAAGUGGAGAUAAAAAAUUACGAGUUUAUACAAUCUUUGAUAUUAACGACAAUAUAAAUAUACAUCAUAAUAAUACACAGCUACUUUCGUCAACAAAUUUGCACGUUAAUCCAAGCAAUUAUGAAAAAAAGUGAUGAUGAAAUAAAAACACAAGAUAGAACAAUGACCUUACAAACAAAGGAUUUGCUUAAAAGAAAAAUCUAUGAAUAUAAAGAAUUAGCAUGUAGACUUCAGUUGUAUGUAAUGUUUUUUAAAAGUUUAUUCCCUUAUGGUAAAGAUAAUGUAAGUUCUACUGACGCACUUUUUUCAAAACUAGUGUCCAUAGUAAAUAUGCCAAUACCUAAAGAUGAUGAUUUUUUUGCAAGUAAUUUGAAAAAAACAUUAGAUAAAUCAUUUAAGGAUUUGCGUUAUUCUUCAAAAAAUUCAUGUUCUUAUGAUAACAUUAUUGAUAACUUGUAUACAUGUACAAAAAAAUACUUUGAUUAUAAAAGAGCUAAUACAGAUUUUAAGGUAAGCUUUGCAGAAUAUAUGAGUUAUUACUUUGACUCUUAUGUAAAAGAUACUUGUGAUUUUUUUACACUGUUGACAUUAAAUAAAGUAACUAUUGAUACACAAUAUUCAAUUAUCAAUUUUUAAUGUUUAUAAAACAUAUAUGAAACUUAAAAAUGCCAAAUCAAGUUUUUAUAAUAGUUGUUUUUUUAAGAAAAAUCGAAUGAUUUAUAUUAAUAAAGUACACUGUAAAUUCAACACUUAAAUUUGUAUAAUUAUAUUAUAUUCUUAUUUGUUAGAAAAAUAUAAUUAUUUUAUUAUUAUUAGUUAUAUAAAAAAUUGUUUGGAAAUAUUUUUGAUUAUGUAUAUUAACCAAAUACUGACAGAUUUCUUGAAAAGU
This is a messenger RNA of Daktulosphaira vitifoliae (grape phylloxera), 1114 nucleotides long. RefSeq lists its product as uncharacterized. Bases 346 to 861 code for a protein of 171 amino acids. The record is from RefSeq and is a predicted model, not a curated record. The transcript has 2 exons. Lineage: Eukaryota; Metazoa; Arthropoda; Insecta; Hemiptera; Phylloxeridae.